Messenger RNA from Dichomitus squalens LYAD-421 SS1, 1244 nucleotides. RefSeq lists its product as uncharacterized. The transcript has 4 exons. Gene Ontology annotation, cellular component: nucleus; cytoplasm. Gene Ontology annotation, molecular function: protein binding. The record is from RefSeq and is a predicted model, not a curated record. NCBI's taxonomy places the organism in Eukaryota, Fungi, Basidiomycota, Agaricomycetes, Polyporales, Polyporaceae. The annotation marks the transcript as partial.
GCCCGAUGUCCGUGCUAUUCUGAUGCAUCGUGGCUUCGCGCCUCGUGCCGGCCCUUCGAGGGUCGAGGACGCCGGCUAUGCUUGGGUUCCCCACUCCCAAAUACUUAUAUCGUCCGGGCCCGCCAGCCUAACCCCGCACUUGCUCCCGCCAGCAAAUUUCCGCGGGACGGCUCUGGGAAUCUCAGGCUUGUACUUCUUGUACCACCACUCCACCACUCGGACUCGCUCUCGGACUCUUGCAUUUCCUUUCGAUACCCAAACCCAAACGCUUGUACACGCUCCUUCUUCUGAUGACGACAUCGCAGACUGGUGGGCGACAGCGCGCAGAGCGCGCGGCUCUGGAUGCGCCCCUGCUCGACGCGGCUGCGCGGGCGGACGAGAGCGGCGUGAACGCGGCCCUCGCGCGCGGCGCAGACGUGAACGCGGUGGACGGCGCGACGGGGAACACGGCGAUCACCUACGCGAUUGCUGGGGAGAGGUGUGUUCGGUCGGUGCAUAUCGAGGGUCCCGAGCGCUGAGAGGGCUUUGCUCGCGCGCGUCGCGUUUUGUCAGCGGCUGGGAAGACGUCGACGUGUCCGACGCGUCAUUCAUGCUGCAGAGCAGGGUGCAGGUGCUGAGGAUGCUCCUGCGUAGUGAGACGGUCUCGUUGUAUGCGCUCAACGCGCCGGCGAGGGAUGUUACCCCUCUGGGGCUCGCUGCUUGGCUGAACGUCCCGGACGCGAUCCGCGUGCUGCUCGAAGAGAGCCGUGGGUUGGUCGCAGUCGACGGCACCGACUCGCUCGGUGUUACUCCGCUCAUGUAUACUGCUCGUGAUGGCGCUGUCGAGGCUGCAUCCAUCCUAUUGGCGAACGGUGCACGACCUGAUCUCAGGGACACGCACCAUCGGACUGCGGUCCACCACGCGUUGCGUCAUCCCCGAAUGCUUUGGCUGUGCGAGUCUACGCUUCGCAAACAGCGGCUCCGCGAAUAUUUCAACGGUAACCGCCGACAACUCCAACCUCUUCCCCAGCCCUACGUCGCAUACGCACAAACAUCCGCCACCUCCCCUGUCGACCUCACGCAUUGGCCUGCGCCCUCAGAGGUGGUCCUCUCACGGUCGACAGAGGCUUUGAUCCGUGCUGUCGCCGGCAGCGACCUGACCGCAAUCUAUCAAGUUCUCUUCCCGGCUUCUCAUCGGACGACAGUCCUUGUCAACCGCUUAGACUCGCAAGGCUGGGGCCCCCUGCACUAUUGCGUAACCUCUC